Molecule: messenger RNA, 2568 nt
Organism: Amaranthus tricolor (Joseph's coat)
Lineage: Eukaryota; Viridiplantae; Streptophyta; Magnoliopsida; Caryophyllales; Amaranthaceae
Product: probable methyltransferase PMT10
Exons: 9
Coding region: 304-2223 (639 amino acids)
Cellular component (GO): endosome; trans-Golgi network; cytoplasm
Molecular function (GO): methyltransferase activity
Source: RefSeq, a predicted model, not a curated record
GCUUGCAACCAUAUUCAUCAGCAUCAUCAACAUCGUAAUUUGUUCAUUAUUUUCUCAUUCUUUUUAAUUUUUUAUUCUUUUAUUUUCGAAUUUACCUUGGAUCACUUCAACUCCAUAAAUCCGGACCCUAUAAUUCCGUUUCAAUGCCUAGAUUUCAGUUUUCUCCCAUCUAUCACUUCACUCCAACUUCAGCUUAAAGUUCAUCAUUGCUCAUCGAUCAUCAAUCAUCAAUCAUCAAUCAUCAAUGUCACCAUCACCAUAAUUUCUCAGAUCCUAAAACCCCAAAUCAUCAAAUUCAAUUCCAUGAAACCCACAACCAAUCACAACCAAAUCCCACCGCCAUGGGAGCUUUUCAAAGCUCCAACAAUCAUCAAAUUCUUAGUUUUAUCUUUCCUCAUAAUCUCCCUCUUGUUUCUCUUUUCUUCCAUCUCUUAUUCCCCUUCAUAUUCCCUUAAUUCCUCCAUGUCUUCAUAUCUCACUAAUUCUUCUUCCUCUCUUUUUCCACCUCCAUUACCAGUUCUUGAAGGAAUAGGAAUAAUCGAUGAAAAUGGCGUUAUGGUUGAUGACUUUAAAGUCGGUGAUUUCGACCCUAAAUUAACCCACGAAAUGUUAGCCAAUCUCAGUAACAAAAAUGAGAGGAGAGAAGAUGAAAACAAAGUCAAGGCUGUUGAGAAGUUUAAAAUGUGUGAUGAAAGUAUGAAGGAUUUUAUUCCUUGUUUGGAUAAUGUUGAUGCAAUUCGUCAAUUAAUUUCGUCGGAAAAGGGGGAGAAAUUCGAGCGGCAUUGUCCUGAAAUGGGGAAAAGUUUGGAUUGUUUGAUUCCUGCUCCUAAAGGGUACCAAUCUUCUAUUCCAUGGCCUCAAAGUCGUGAUGAGGUAUGGUUCAAUAAUGUACCUCACACACGCCUGGUUCAAGAUAAAGGAGGCCAGAAUUGGAUAUCCAUUAAAGGAGAUAAGUUUGUUUUUCCUGGUGGUGGCACACAAUUUAUCCAUGGUGCUGAUCAAUACUUGGAUCAAAUUGCACAGAUGGUUCCUGACAUUAAAUUUGGUAUAAACAUCAGAGUGGCAUUGGAUAUUGGUUGUGGAGUGGCUAGUUUUGGUGCAUUUUUGAUGCAGCGUAACGUUUCCACUCUUUCGAUAGCUCCUAAAGAUGUUCAUGAGAACCAGAUCCAAUUUGCACUUGAGCGUGGUGUCCCAGCAAUGGUAUCGGUUUUUGCAACUGGCAGGCUGUUGUAUCCAAGUCAAGCUUUUGAUUUGAUUCACUGUUCAAGGUGCAGAGUUAAUUGGACUCGUGAUGAUGGGAUAUUGCUUCUUGAAGUUGAUAGAAUGCUGAGAGCUGGAGGAUAUUUUGUUUGGGCUGCACAGCCUGUCUAUAAGCAUGAAGAUAACUUGCAAGAACAGUGGAAAGAAAUGGAGAAUCUUACCUCGCGUAUGUGCUGGAAACUGGUUAAAAAGGAAGGUUAUAUUGCUAUAUGGAGGAAGCCGUUGAACAACAGUUGCUAUCAGAAUCGUGAAACUGGUACACAACCUGCACUCUGUGACCCAAAUGAUGAUCCAGACAAUGUUUGGUAUGUUGAUCUGAAGGCCUGCAUUACAAAGAUACCCAAAAAUGGUUAUGGAGCCAAUGUGUCCACCUGGCCUGAGCGCUUACAUCGUCCACCAGACAGACUGCAGACGGUCCAGAUGGAUGCGUACUUGUCCAGAAAGGAUAUUUUUCGGGCAGAGUCAAAAUAUUGGAAGGACAUUAUACAAAGUUACGUUAAUGGUUUUCGCUGGAGAGAGUUAAAGAUGCGCAAUGUAAUGGAUAUGAGAUCUGGGUUUGGCGGGUUUGCAGCAGCAUUACAUGAUUUGGAUCUCAAUAGCUGGGUUAUGAAUGUGGUUCCCGUUAGUGGGUUCAACACUUUGCCAGUAAUCUAUGAUCGUGGUCUCCUUGGAGUUAUGCAUGACUGGUGUGAGGCUUUUGAUACUUACCCUCGAACGUAUGACCUCCUCCAUGCAUCGGGUCUUUUCUCCAUUGAGAAGAAAAGAUGCAACAUAUCCACCAUUAUGCUUGAAAUGGACCGAAUACUAAGACCGGAUGGCCUAGUUUAUGUACGAGAUUCAAUUUCAGUCAUGGAUGAGCUUAAAGAAUUGGCAACUGCAAUGAGCUGGGUCUGCUUUCUUCAUGACACAGGAGAGGGUCCCCACUCUAGUUGGAAGAUUUUGAGAUGCCAAAAGCGAAGGUGAACCCUUGUGUGUUCCGAAAUGGUGUAGCUUUCUUAAAGUGUUACUGCAUUCGAACACGAGCAAGCAACAAGUGCAGAGCUUAGUUCCAUUGAUAUAUACGAGAACCAGUAUGGGUUCAUCAUGGUUUUGAUUCAUUAAUAGGCCAAAUGACAUACUAACAACUGUGACAAGUUCAUUAAACACGAGCGUAGAUAGAACCAUCUGAAUUGUAUGUUAUACCGACAUACUGUAAGCUCAAUUAGGGUCCGAAAAGCAUCAAAAAUACUUGUAACCAUUUAAAUAAGAGCAUACUCUAGACAUAGUUGUUUAAUGAUCUAAAACAAUUAGAUGCAUGUGCUCCAUCCA